Prunus armeniaca (apricot) is the source of this 228-nucleotide messenger RNA. The record is from the annotation of a GenBank genome assembly. NCBI's taxonomy places the organism in Eukaryota, Viridiplantae, Streptophyta, Magnoliopsida, Rosales, Rosaceae.
AUGGCAACCCACAAAUACAACCCAUUUGCCAAGUCUAAUGAUAAGCAGCUGGUGAGUGAUGCCAUGACACUGAGCAUGCAAAGUGUGGUGUCAGUCCCAAGUGUGGGUCAUCGCCUCAUUGUGAAAUCCUAUGAGGUGCAAGUGUUAAGAAGUCAAUUGUCAAAGUACUAUAAGGAGAUUGAAAAGGGAGAUGGCAAAGACUUUGGAGGUGACGCCACACCAGCUUGA